AUGACUCCACUGGAGGAGGCGCGCGCCUUUCAAGCAGAAGCUACGAAAGGUGGCAACCGUCAGAAGGGCCGCCCCUCAGCUCGCGGCAGAGGCAGAGGUGGUCGCGAUCGUGGAGAUUCUCCUCACACCCCUUCUGUUCGUGGCGGUCGAGGUGGAGGGGGCCGCGGAGGCUCUCUUCUCCAGCGCGCUACCUCUCGCGCUGCUCACCAGCCCGCGCCCUUCGAGCAGGAGCAGAGCGGACGCCAUCUUCCUUCUACGCCCUCAUAUACUCCUCAGAACACCAAGUCUCGCCCAUUUGCUAUCCCCAUCGUGGCGCCCCCUUCCGACAAUGGCGAGUUCACUCCAUCAGCAUCCCCAUCCGGUAUUGGGAGCUCUAUGUUUGCCCCGCAAGCUACCCCCAAAGCCACCGCCCUCGCGUCUGGAUUAUCAAAGUCUCAAACCCCUGUGACAAGGGGUUCCACGUCCAUUGAGGAGUCUCGGCAUGCGGCUGGAGCCAUGACACCCCAGCGGCAACUGACCCUCCACGGGGGAAGAGGAAGGGGAGGAGGUCUCAGGAUGAGCAGAUUUGCGAGUCAAAAAGAGGAUGAUGCCGUGUUUGCCUUCUUCAACGACGAUUCCCCAGCCCCAGUUGGCGAGGUCAGGUAUUACCAGGAAGAAUAUGAGGAGAAGAAGAAGACAAGUGAGCUACAGAAGCCGAGCUUAUCCAAGUUACAAGACGGCGCCCCAAAGCAGUGCACAGAGGUCCCGAGUGCGGCCACCAGUCGCCCUCAGGGUGAGCCCAGUAUCACUGUUGACAACAAGGCCGACCACGAGGCCAACCCAAACACUGAGCCUGCUACAUCUACGACAUCCUCUUCGACUGCCUCAACUGCCAAACCAGUUGCUUCUUUGGCCUCUACUCUUGCAAAGGCCCUCGCCCAUCCCACCAGCAGCAAAUCUGGCACCAAGAAUCGAGAGAGUCUUCAUGUCAACGGCGACAACAACAAGACCGACCACAAGGCCAACAUGAAGAAAGAGGCCGAUGUCCAGACCGAGGCUGAGGCCGAAAAGGCGAGGGGAAAAGGAGAGGCAGAGAUCACGCCUCAUGACAAGUACUCCUCCUCCGUCGGCGUUCUCGGCUGCAAGAUCGACAUCAACCGGAAGGCACAGGCAAAGCAGAAGGAAGAGGCCAACCCCAAGGAGGAAGUGAAGGCCGAGAUCAAGGCUAUUGAUGAAGUCGACGUUAAGGUCUCGGACAAACCGGCACCAGUUGACUCCAAGACUGUCAAUGCUCAAGAGCUCGAGCAUGCUGCGCUCCUUCGUGAACGUGAGGAGCGAGAGCAGCAGCUCCUUCGUGAACGCGAGGAGCGAGAGAAGCAGCUCCUUCGUGAACGUGAAGAGCGAGAGCAGCAGCUCCUUCGCGAGAUCGAGGAGGAAGAGGCAGCUCUCGCAGAAAUGGCAAAGCUGAUUGCCAUCAAAAAGGCCAACGCCGAAAAGUUGAAGAAAGAUAAGGCCGCAAAGCUUUAUGUCAAUUCUGCUAGCGGGGAUGCUCCAGGCGUCUUGCAACAAGUCACCAAUACCGGUUCCAGCCUGCACGGUCCCCAUCAAGGUGCUUCUGCGGCAGUAUCUAUCACGCCGUCCACGGCAAACUUUGGAGGAGCGCAAUCCGCUAUCCCUGCUCUCACUGAGAACUCCACAGUCACGGUCAACGAGGGCGGUUUCAACAAUCAGACCUCGGUCCCGCAUUCCACUGGAGGUACCGUGCCUAACGCUGCAUCCAACUCUACGGAUGACUUGAUGGACGUCGAUUUUGAACCAGCCACCAUGCAAUACGUUCCGCAUUCCACUCAGAUUUCUCCCUUGGGUUCCAGCAAUGGCCAUUCCUCUUUCCAGAAUGGCUUCCAGGAGGCUGAGGAGGAGGAAGAGCUUUAG
Messenger RNA from Neurospora tetraspora, 1911 nucleotides. RefSeq lists its product as uncharacterized. The coding region runs from base 1 to 1911 and encodes 636 amino acids. NCBI's taxonomy places the organism in Eukaryota, Fungi, Ascomycota, Sordariomycetes, Sordariales, Sordariaceae. The record is from RefSeq and is a predicted model, not a curated record. The transcript has 3 exons.